AUGUUCUUGUUUCAGGUUGCGACACGACCUUGGAGCCCGGAUCAGGGCAAGACGCGAGAGAUGACCAAGCUGUGCAACCAUAAGAGGAAACUUUUGCUGCCAAGUACGGCAGCCGACAGUCCUGUUGCAUCCUGCACACCGACAGUCUCCUCCUCAGCUUUAUCCGCUGGCCCGGUUGCAACUGCGAUUCACGUAAACGCAGACUCGCCCACCUCGCCGGACAAAGCCAGGAAAGAUGGUCUCACCAAGAAAAAGAAGAGAAAAAUAGGGGGGAUAGGGAACAUUUUUUCUGGAGUCUCGGUCUCACAACUUAUGGCACAACGCGAAAGGGCUAUUGUUGCGGCAUCUGGAGUGCAAGGAUCACCAGUGCCAAAUGGAUCGCAGGUGUGGCCAAUUGCGAUUCCUAAUUUGCAAGUUCAGCAAAACAGUCAGCCAAUCUGUCAUCAGACAUUAAACUCACCCUCGCAGAAUCAAGACGUAAACGGCUGUGCAACGAGAAAUCCUCAGCAAAGGUUAGGUCAGCAUAAUAUGUCGGGGAUGCUAAUGGGAAAUUCGCUGAUCAUGAAUCAGCAGGGUGCUAAUUUUAACAACAUGACGCAACAGCAGCAACAGCUGCUGCAACAGCAACAUCAACAGCUUAUUUUACAACAGCAGCAACAACAACAACAGCAACAACAGCUUAUGCAACAGCAUAUAUCUCAGCAGCAGCCGCAACCACAACAACAGCAGCCGCAGCAGUUGCUGCCGCAUCAUCAGCAAAUGCAACACAUGCAGAUUUUACAGCAGCACGAACAGCAACAGCAUCAGAAUGCUGUUGUGAAUCAGAUAACGCAACAGCAAGCUUCGCAUUAUCUGAAUCAAUUGAACCAGCAACCGUUGCACGUGAUGCAACAGCAGGAGCACAUAAAUCAUCAGCAACAACAGCAACAACAGCAGCAGUUGCAUAUGCAGCAGAUGCAGAAGCAUAAGAUGCAGCAGCAGCAACAACAACCGCAACAGCAUUUAACGCAAGAGGUUGAUCCGCAAUCGGGCAACUAUAAUCCUCAAAAUCCAUCGGAAAAUUACGUGCAUCACAUGCAGCCCUCGCAAAUACCGGCUCAAACGACUCUUCAUCCCCAGCUGCAUCAAAUUCAUCAGCACCAGAUGCAGCAACAAACGCAGCAGCAUCAACCUAAUCAGCACGUGAUGCAGGCACAACCAGCUGAUCAUUUCCAAAUGCAGAUACAACAGCUACAGCAGCAGCAACAGCAACAACAGCAGCAGCAGCAGCAGCAACAACAUCAACAGCAACAAGUACCUCAAGUGUGUGUGCAACCGCAGUAUCCUACUCAGCAGUUGAAUCAUCAUGCGAUGGACGUGAUACAACAACAAAAUCCGGGUUCGGUGAUGAAUACUGCUGAAAUACAAAAUAGACAUAAUCGUACACCUUCUGUGACCGAUGAGGAUCUGAAUGCGAAACAAAUGCAACAGCAACAGCAACAACAGCAGCAGCAGCAACAACAACAGCAGCAGCAGCAACAGCUUUUGUUACACAACCAUACGAUACAACGACACCAUGUUGUGCAAAAUGGUAACUUGGUGAACAAUUCACACGAGAAUAUGCAACGAAUGUAUACUCAGAAUCAGGUUCAGUUCUCUGUGAGAAAUUUCGAUGCCUCGAAAGGAACUGUCGCCGAUGUGAAACACCAGCAACAGUACGCCCUCUCUAAUUUAGCGGGAAGAAGCCCGAAUACCAAUCAUACCGUUGAAGCGCAAUCUGGAAUGGGACCAAACGGGCAGCCCAGUAAUAUGCAUUUCAACUCGAGAACACCGCCCUGGCAACAGAACCGGUCAGCCUCGGGUUCUCAUCAGCAAUCUCUCGUCACUGUCCAGAAUAUCACUUGCAACUCCUUUGAUCGUGUUCCUCCUUUGCAUCACCACAUUCCACAAGCUUCUACCUGGACCGACGAGGUAGCGCGCAAGAAGGCGAAAUCCAGCAAAGUGAUGGUAAAGAAACAGCGUCAGCACAACGUUGCAGACGUUCGAAAUCAAAACAGCGUCGAUCAAUCGGCGUCCAGUCCGAUCGACGAGUUCAACGAGAAAAAUCAACAGAAUAGUAAUCAAAUAGGCUCAACUGUGAACAGCAGUGGUCCGUCGUUUUUGGAAGAUCCGAGCGGUUACCUCGCGCAACAGACCGCUCUGUUGAACAGCACGAUAUCGAGGCAGACCGGUGUCAGUAGUUCUCAAGUGGGAAUAGUUAAUAACUCGAAAGCACCUCAGACGAAUCACGGUUCGCACUUGCCUAACAACACUUAUCUUCCGCAACCAAAGCCUUCCUCUGGCGUCAGCCCCACGAGCACAUCGACGUUCAACUCGGUAAAGAACCACGCGACCUCGCCCGUUGUCGUGCACAGUAGCAUGACGCCGACGUCGAGCAGCGGUGGAACCGAUUCGGAGAGCAGUCCGUGUCAGGGUUGUGUCACCAGCGCUGACACACAGUCGUACGUGCAGGAUCAGUAUAAACAACAGAUGCAACGCCAGUAUCUGAUGCAUUCAGAUCAACGCGACGAUCCUGUCACGUCGUCUACGUUCGGCGAACAGUAUCAGACUAAUCAACAACAGAGCGAUUCGCGACCGAUUCAAGGUGGUACCGUGAGUACCAGUCACGGAUCACCGAUCGGCACGAACAGUCCAGCGAAUUCGGACACCCCAGCCUCGUCGACACCUGGAAUAUCGCAACCGGCGACACCUCAAAGUCUCAUCUCGUCUCAACCAUCGACACCGCAUAGUUACUCGCAACCGCCAACACCUCAUUCGCAUUCUACAUCUGGUCAGAUGCUAUCUCAACCAUUAACGCCUCAGGCUCAGCAACCGUCGCAGUCCUCGAUGAGCAGCGCUGCACAGGAGCAACGUUCUGAAACGCCUUGCUCCGCUACAACGAGUUCAAACGUAGUUCCUUCUAGUACACAGUCCUCUCAAACAUCCACCUCUGCUUCGGACAACGUGACGUCGCAAAUGACGAAAAGACAGACCACGAGGCAGUCGUCUUUGGACGGUUACCAGCCACAUCCCCACACCGUCAACGCUGUCUCGAGAGUGCCGAUAAAUCAUUUUAUCGGUACGUCGUCGGUGAUAACUACAAUGGCGAGUGGACAUACCGUCAGCAGUAACACUAUCACGUCUGUAUUAGCUGGAAGAGCGAAUACCGCCACGGUGUCGAUAAACACACCUUCCGGAAUACCGAAUCCCGCCAUACCUGAUCUACUGUCGAACAAACCUCAGCAUCAAGCGCCUUCGACUACUCUACAAUCCACUUCGUCACUUCCAACCAGUCAACCGUCAAUAGCGAUAAGUGUUUCGAAGUCACCGUUAGAGAUGGUCCAAAGUGUCGUUAGUAGCAUACAGGUGCCGCAGGCUAGCACUAGUUCACCAGUGCAACACCAGAAUCAGCAACAGCAACAACAACCGACCCAACAGCAUCCUCCAUCGAACGUUCAAGUUCACAACGUGCUUACGUCUGGUGGAAUAUUGAAACAUCCUGCUGGAUCGACCUUACCACCUGGUCAUAUACUAGUGUCGAACGGUGGUCAGCUUAUAAUGGCUAGCACAGGAUCAGGGAUAAACGGCGUAAUGGCACCACCUCCGCCAAAAAUCAUCUCCAACUCUAACUCUAUGCCACCGUUGUCAGUGUCGCCUAUGGUUACCAGUGUGACAGGAGCUGUCAGUCAAGUUAUUCCUGCGGUAGGUGUAGCUCAGCAAGUGAUCGGGCAGCCCACGGUGCUUGUCAACACUAUUCAGACUCCUGUACUUAUACAGCCUGGCGUGAUGACGAUGGACAGCAUAAGCCAGAACGUUCAAAUACCGCAUCUGACUGUCGCGACUGGAAAUGUGAUACAAAAUGCUCAGUCGAUUCUGGAUGCCAAUCAGGAUGUUGCGAGAAACGCCGGCCAAGGAAUAGUGAAUCGCCAGCCAGCGUUACUGUCGCCGGAAUCUGCGAUGAGCAAGAAGAAAGCGUACAAGAAGCGAAAGGCGAACCCGCAGACAGUGGCGUCGAUGUUGCAUAUCGCCUCGUCCCAACAGAACGCCGGCAUGCUAAUGCAAUCGCAGUCGAACUUCGCGCAACAAAAUUUCCAAGCUCAGAGCAUUGGCGGACCGAUGUUGCAAGCGUUGACCAUCGUUCCGGGAAAAGGUGGAGCCCCAGCUCAGCUGGUGAUGAACGGGCAAACGGGCGCGACGUCGGCACAGUUUAAUGCUCAGCAAAUAAUCACGAAUCCUCAACCGGCGCAACAGAUAAAUCUUCUCCAGCCAGUGAACUUGUUGAACGGCGCUGCUGGAAUGGUUCAGAAUUUCCCUACCAUCCAGCAGUUCAUUGUUCCAGGUAUAGGGAGCAUGGUUAUGUCCGCGGACGGAACAGCUACAUUGCUGCAGGACACGGGAAACAUCGGUAUGCAACUGCAGAUACAAAACGUGAACGGUCAGAAUGUGUUAACUCCUGUGCAAAGUCACAGCGGAAUAUUCAAUCCGAGUCAAAGCAUCUUAGCAGCUGGUCCUGCUGGAAUGGUCAUACGAGCACCGCAAGCAACCGGUGGGAAAAUAAUUCAACAGCAUAGUCCAGGCGCACAAUUCCUCUCGCCGAACAGUGGCCAAUUCUUGGUGAACGGGACUACGUCGUUCGGGAAUCAGCUGAGUCCGAUAGUGGCGAAUGUUAGUCCGAAUCAGCAGGUGACUUUCAACGCGUCGCAAGUUCGACCGACGAACAUGCAAGGCCAACAGGAGUUCAUACAGAUGAACGGGCAGACGUUGAUGGUACCGUGCGGGACCGCGCAGAAUAUUGCCGUUUCGUCGGCUCCCAAUCAGCAAAAUACAACGUUCGUUCAGCAGAACACUACGAUCGUGCAACAGCAAACGACCAUGGUGUCCAAUAAUCAGAUACCUAAUUUUCAAGCUGCAGCUUCUAACGGAACCACCGUUGAUCCUUCGUUGAACAUCGAUCAUAAUCAGUCGUAUAUUUUGAGUUCUGGAAUGAUUCAAGGAAAGGCGCCUACAUCUCCGAAGAGCAGCGUGAAUUCGCCGUCUUCGGAGCACAAUGUCGAACAGCAACAAUACGUUCUUGCUAGCAGUAGCACGACUGUCGUGGAGAAAACAGCUCAGCAGAGUGACCAGCAUAGUCCCCUGAUGGCGAGACACUCCGUCUCCACGCAGACAGCUGGAAAUCAAGCGAACAUGGCUCAGUCAGCUAUGAUGAGGCAAGGAUCACCUCCAGAUACCACCACGCAUAGUCCAGGAAAUAGUCAGAGGUCGAACAGCCCUGCUGUGGACACCACGACGCAUGGAGCAGCAUCUCCGGCACCGCCGAUCACAGCUAGACAUCACUCGUCGUCCACGCCAAUGGUUCAUUGCGUGUCAAGUAGCGAACCGGACUCAGGCGAUGUGCCAGUGGCGUCGGAAGAUUGGAGAAUUCAGGGUAUCACCACGAAGGAAAUCACGCUUAGUCAGCCGGGUCUCCAUGGGAAAACUUAUGUGGAAUCGACGGUGACUACUGGGAUCCAGAUCUAUACGUCAGAGACGUUGAAGCAAGCGGAAGGUGUGGUGAGCACAGUGAGGUGCGAGGGCAGGGAACAUGCCCUCGGCCGCGGAAUCAAGCGAAAGCUGGACUCCAUCCAUUCCAUGCAUUCUACCCUGCAUGAAGACCAAGAUGUAGCCGAGACAAAGUCGGAGGAGAAGAGCCAGAGGAAACUGGAAGUGGGUGAGCUAGUAUGGGGCGCCGCAAGAGGAAGUCCGGCCUGGCCGGGCAAGGUCGAGUCUUUGGGCCCGCCGGGCACCAUGACGGUCUGGGUCCGUUGGUACGGGGGCGGGGGCGGUCGGAGCCAGGUCGAGGUCAAGGCUCUCAAGUCCCUCUCCGAAGGCCUCGAGGCGCACCACCGUGCGCGAAAGAAAUUUAGGAAAAGUCGUAAAUUGAACAUGCAGCUGGAGAACGCCAUACAGGAAGCGAUGGCGGAACUGGACAAGGUCACGGAAUCCAGCAAGGAUCAGAAAGCAACCGGCAGGUCUUGCAAAGUGACCGGAAGCAAGGGAUCGGAGAGCGGCGGGGCUUCGAGGCAAGAGGGAGGAAAGAGGUCGUCGAAGAAGGCUGUUGGAUCUUUGAACCCUGUCGCGGCACAGCAGAAACAGUGUCGGUGAUCCGUGUCGAUCGAUCCUCUAAUAAACCAGCUUAAAUCA
Habropoda laboriosa is the source of this 6198-nucleotide messenger RNA. Its product is annotated as mucin-17-like. Gene Ontology annotation, molecular function: chromatin binding. The record is from RefSeq and is a predicted model, not a curated record. Gene Ontology annotation, cellular component: chromocenter; nucleus. The coding region runs from base 1 to 6159 and encodes 2052 amino acids. The transcript has 7 exons. Lineage: Eukaryota; Metazoa; Arthropoda; Insecta; Hymenoptera; Apidae.